CAUGUAAUCUUUACGAUAUCAUAUUCGGAGUACCAAAUUAACCCUUUACAAGUUUUGAACUCCCACGAAUUGAGCACAGGGACGAAUUGAGCACAGGGAAGAAACUUAUCCAUGGAUAUUCUCAAGCAGGAGCUUGAGAAGAGGCGAAACAGCCUACGGCAAGACGUCGGAGGCAAAAAAGUUUUCAAGCGCUCCGAGAUCGAGCAGAAACGCCUUCAGCGGCUACACGAGGAAGAGAAACGCGAAGCUGAAGCAAAAGCCGUCCGCAAGAAGCAAUCUGAACAGCAACACAACUCCUGCGCCAACUCUUCAUCAAAUCCCAACUCCAAUUCGGACCACCUUAGUAAAUCCAACGCCGAAUUCAACACUUCCUCGAAAACCCUAACCCUAACCGACGAACAAAAGAUCGACUCACUCAAUCUUCCGAGACAAGAAGUUAUUCGCAGACUCCGAUUUCUGAAACAACCCGUCACUUUAUUCGGAGAAGACGAUGAGGCCAGACUCGAUAGAUUGAAAUAUGUGCUGAAAGCGGGGCUGUUUGAAGUGGACGACAGCGACAUGACAGAGGGGCAAACGAAUGAUUUCCUGCGUGACAUUGUGGAAUUGAAGAAAAGACAAAAGUCCGGAAUCAUAAGUGAAAGGAAGCGGAAAUCUACAGAUGAGGGAGAGGACAAAGAUGGGGGAGGUGGCGAUGAAGAUUUGAGCGGGGAGGGAGGGUCGUCAGGAGUGGAUUACGAUAAGGAUUUGAAGAGGAUGAAGACUAAAUUUGAGGAACUAUGCGAUGAGGACAAGAUUUUGGUUUUCUUUAAGAGAUUGCUUAACGAGUGGAGUCAAGAACUUGCUGAGAUGAGUGAGGCUGAAAAGAGGACUGCAAAAGGGAAAUCUAUGGUUGCUACAUUCAAGCAGUGUGCUAGGUACUUGAAUCCUCUAUUCAAGUUCUGCAGGAAGAAGGUACUGCCUGAUGAUAUCCAGCAAGCAUUACUUUUGAUGGUAAAGUGCUGCAUGGAGAGAGAUUAUCUAGCAGCCAUGGACCAUUACAUCAGGAUGGCCAUAGGUAAUGCACCUUGGCCUAUUGGUGUUACUAUGGUUGGUAUCCAUGAACGUUCGGCCCGUGAAAAGAUCUAUACAAACAGUGUUGCACAUAUCAUGAAUGACGAGACAACUCGAAAGUAUCUGCAGUCCGUUAAGAGAUUGAUGACAUUCUGCCAACGUCGCUACCCUACUGCCCCAUCAAAAGCAGUUGAGUUCAACAGUCUGGCCAAUGGCAGUGAUCUGCAGUCCUUACUUGCAGAAGAGAAGUCUUCAUCCUCAGAGGACAAGCUGCUACGUCUAUUACCUGCCUGAGGUAUCUUGGCCAUUACAUUGAAAUCUACAGUGUUAAUUAUGUUCCACCAACUCAGCAAUGUACGAAAGGUGAACCUACACAACAAAAUGCCACCCUGUGAAAGGUUCCCCCAUAAAUUCAUAAAAGUAGAAACUCAAGAUUAUCAGGUUUCUCAUUGUAGAAGUAUUGGGUUUGAACUAUUAGUAAUUUUAAUGAUGUGAUUUAAUGUGGAAAACGAUAUAAGAUGAUGGUAAAUUUAUGAUUAAUGAAAUUGUUAUAGACAGGUGUAUUUAGGUGGACCCGAGCCGGUUCGUGUUCCAGACUGGUCCGUUCCUCUCCUAUUUUGGAAGAACUGGAAAAAUUUUUUAAUGGUUCUGAUCCGGAAUGAAAACCAGGCAACCUGGCUGAUUCUUAAAUCGUGAUUCUAAAAUCGAACCGGGUUCACCCUGAGGGGAUUUGACAGUAUGCCGUUGUUGGUUUUUCCUGAGGGGAUUUGACAGUAUGCCGUUGUUGGUUUUUAGGAAUGUUUUGGUGACUUGUUUCUUUUUUCACAAGAAAAGAAGUGAUCUGAUCGCAAAUUGUUCAAGAUCUAACUUGUGCCUGUUUUUUUUUCCACAUGUUUUUUAUACAAGUUAUUCUGCUAUGAUUAUGAUUUUGUUUGCUUUAAAUGCUUCUGUUCUCUGUUUUGAAUGUG
This is a messenger RNA of Cuscuta epithymum, 2018 nucleotides long. The record is from the annotation of a GenBank genome assembly. Lineage: Eukaryota; Viridiplantae; Streptophyta; Magnoliopsida; Solanales; Convolvulaceae.